AUGGAACAACCAUUCAAUGGAACAGCGUUGAGUCAAAAUUUUGAAGAACUAAAAUUUGAAGAUGGGGGCGUAUAUUACGGAGGAACAAAUGGAGGUAAAGCACAUGGAUAUGGAAUAUGUACAGGACCAGGUGGAGAAGGUCAGUAUUCAGGAGCUUGGUCAGGGGGAUUUGAAGUUAAUGGAUCCUAUUCCUGGCCCAACGGCAAUGCUUAUCACGGUCAGUGGUUGCAAGGCAAACGACAUGGUUUGGGUAUGGAGAAACGUAAUCAUUGGAUUUAUCAAGGCGAAUUGACAAAUGGUUUGUUUGGAAAGUAUGGUGUCAAAAAACAUCAAUUCACUGAUGCAAGGUACGAAGGAACAUGGUCAUCAGGUGUGCAAUGUGGGUACGGAGUCGAAACAUAUGCAGACAAAGGAACAUAUGUCGGGCAAUGGCAAAAAGGUGCGAGACAUGGAUAUGGCAUAAGAACGAGUUCAACAUUCAAACUUGCCGCAACAAGCCCCCAAUCAUACGCCUUGUCUAGAAAAUUUUCUUUGACUUCUGCUAGAAUCCCACCCCCUCACAUUUAUGAAAAAAUUAGUCACACCAAACUAUUACCCGUUAAUCGCAUUGGAUUUUUUUUAAAAGGUAAAUAUAAUGAUCAAGAACCGGAAGCAUUAAAAACAUCAGAUCAAACAAAAUUUGUUGAUAAAACGUUGAAAGGUAAUAUUGAAUACUUACAACAAAAUAAUUCCGGUUCAGCAGUUUUGAGUGACGAACAAUCAACAAGCAAGAACAUAAAUAAGAUGAGUCUUACCGCAAAUUCAUCAAAUUUAUUGUGUUUGAAUUCUGUACCCGAAGAAGCGUGUGAAAUUUAUUCCGGUGAAUGGAAAAAUGACAAAAGAAAUGGGUUCGGAGUGUGUCAUCGUUCAGAUGGACUUAAGUACGAGGGGGAAUGGAGUGAUAAUUGCAAAAACGGGCAUGGCGUAACAACUUUUUCAGACGGAAGUAAAGAAGAAGGAUUGUACAAAAACAAUGUUUUGACAGAAGCCAUGAAACGUUUAAAUGUCUUAAAAUUAGGAAAAACAAAAGAGCUCAUUGAUGCAGCUGCUAGCUCAGCAAACAAAGCAGCUCAAAUUGCUUCCCAAAAAGCACAAAUCGCUAUUUCGAGGUAG
Helobdella robusta is the source of this 1152-nucleotide messenger RNA. RefSeq lists its product as hypothetical. The record is from RefSeq and is a predicted model, not a curated record. The transcript has 4 exons. Lineage: Eukaryota; Metazoa; Annelida; Clitellata; Rhynchobdellida; Glossiphoniidae. Gene Ontology annotation, cellular component: plasma membrane; junctional membrane complex; endoplasmic reticulum membrane. Bases 1 to 1152 code for a protein of 383 amino acids.